Molecule: messenger RNA, 1072 nt
Organism: Pungitius pungitius (ninespine stickleback)
Lineage: Eukaryota; Metazoa; Chordata; Actinopteri; Perciformes; Gasterosteidae
Gene: gemin6
Product: gem (nuclear organelle) associated protein 6
Exons: 1
Coding region: 94-615 (173 amino acids)
Biological process (GO): spliceosomal complex assembly; spliceosomal snRNP assembly
Cellular component (GO): SMN complex; nucleus
Source: RefSeq, a predicted model, not a curated record
CUUUUCAGGGAGAGACGUCCAUGGCUGUUUGAAGAGGUCGGCCGGCUGUGGUGGGAUUCUCGUAACUACUUCGUAGCCGACAGGUGGACCGUGAUGCAGUGCGGCUGGCCUCUGUUAGGUCCGCUGCAGUGGAUGCGUUACGUCAACAAGCAGGUGAAAGUGAAGGCGGGAAAAGAUGAGGAGCGCCGCGGCUGGCUGCUCACCGUGGACCCGGUCUCCGCCAGCCUGGUGCUGGUCAACUUCGGUGAGGAGGGGAGGGCGUCCGUGGAGGUGGUGAUGGGUCACGCCGUGGAGGAGGUGGAGGUCCUCCAGGAGGCCGACGAGGAGACCACGCAGCGCCUGCAGACCUCCUUCCUCCCCCCGCAGACCCGCAGCCUGGACCCGGCGGAGCUGAGGAGGAGAAGAGGGGGCGUACGGAAGUGGCUGGAGAAGAACCGGUUCCCGGUGGAGGAGGAUGGGGACGAGCUGAAGGUGGCGGGGGUCCUGACCAUCGCUGCCCCGUACGGACCCGAUGACUGCUGCAGCUCCAACCAGAUCAUCCUGGACCGCAUUCAGAAACUGAUGCGGAAUCAGAUCCAGCCCCCAGCAGAUCACCCAGAAACGGAUCCAGCUUGAUCCGGACUCAGCGACCACCUGGACACGGUUCAGAACGUUGUUGCUUGGAACGUUAAAUCCACCAAUCAGAUGCCUGCUCUGUGUCUCGACCAAUCAGAGGGCGCGAGCAGCUGUGAUUGACAGCUGUUCUGCAACCAGUUUGAGUUCAGAAGUUCAUUUCUUUUUGUCGUUUUUGUUCAGCAGUUAUGAAUAUUUUUUUCCAAUUGGGGGCGAAAUCAUAAUUCGGAGUUUGCGCUGCAAUAGUCCCAGUAAUUGUUUUGGAGACAUAUUCUGGACAUCUGGCAAUUAUUUAGAUUUGGAAAUGUUGAAAUUAUUAAUGAUUUUGUUUAUUUAAAAUUACAUUAAGUUUAAAGUUAUUUCAUUUUUGUAGUUCUCCUGCCUUUACUAACGUUGGUUGAGAAAGUUGGUGAUUUAAUGAGUGUAUAUGUUCAAAACUUGGGAAGAACAUAUAUAAAAA